This is a messenger RNA of Podarcis lilfordi (Lilford's wall lizard), 2259 nucleotides long. NCBI's taxonomy places the organism in Eukaryota, Metazoa, Chordata, Lepidosauria, Squamata, Lacertidae. The record is from the annotation of a GenBank genome assembly.
AUGGAGUGUGGAAAGAGCUUCAGUCAGAGUGGACACUUCAAUAUUCAUCAACGGACUCACACAGGGGAGAAACCAUAUAAAUGUAUGGAGUGCGGAAAGAGCUGCAAUCACAAUGUAUCCCUUAGAUGUCAUCAACAGAGUCACACAGGGGAGAAACCAUAUAAAUGUAUGGAGUGUGGAAAGAGUUUCAGCAAGAAUGGAGACCUUAGAACACAUCAACGGACUCACACAGGUGAAAAACCUUUUAAAUGUAUGGAGUGCGGAAAGAGCUUCAGUCACAAUGUAUCCCUUAGAUGUCAUCAACGGACUCACACAGGGGAAAAACCAUUUAAAUGUAUGGAGUGUGGAAAGAGCUUCAGUCGCAAUGCAUCCCUUAGAUGUCAUCAAUGGACUCACGCAGGGGAGAAACCAUAUAAAUGUAUGGAGUGUGGAAAGAGCUUCAGUUUCAAUAUAAACCUUAGAACACAUCAACGGACUCACACAGGUGAAAAACCAUUUAAAUGUAGGGAGUGCGGAAAGAGCUUCAGUCACAAUGUAUCCCUUAGACGUCAUCAACGGACUCACACAGGGGAAAAACCAUUUAAAUGUAUGGAGUGUGGAAAGAGCUUCAGUCACAAUGUAUCCCUUAGAUGUCAUCAACGGACUCACACAGGGGAAAAACCAUUUAAAUGUAUGGAGUGCGGAAAGAGCUUCAGUCACAAUGUAUCCCUUAGAUGUCAUCAACGGACUCACACAGGGGAGAAACCAUUUAAAUGUAUGGAGUGCGGAAAGAGCUUCAGUCAGAGUGGACACCUCAAUAUUCAUCUACAAACUCACACAGGGGUGAAACCAUAUAAAUGUAUGGAGUGCGGAAAGAGCUUCAGUCAGAGUGGACAGCUCAAUAUUCAUCUACAAACUCACACAGGGGAGAAACCAUUUAAAUGUAUGGAGUGCGGAAAGAGCUUUAGUGAAAAUGGAAAACUUAGAAUACAUCAACGGACUCACACAGGGGAAAAACCAUUUAAAUGUAUGGAGUGCGGAAAGAGCUUCAGUAAGAACGGAGAACUUAGAACACAUAAACGGACUCACACGGGUGAAAAACCUUUUAAAUGCAUGGAGUGCGGAAAGACCUUCAGACAGAGUGGACACCUCAAUAUUCAUCUACAAACACACACAGGGGAGAAACCAUAUAAAUGUAUGGAGUGCGGAAAGAGCUUUAGUGAAAAUGGAAAACUUAGAAUGCAUCAACGGACUCACACAGGGGAGAAACCAUUUAAAUGUAUGGAGUGCGGAAAGAGCUUUAGUGAAAAUGUAAAACUUAGAAUACAUCAACGGACUCACACAGGGGAAAAACCAUAUAAAUGUAUGGAGUGCGGAAAGAGCUUUACUGAUAAUGGAAGGCUUAGAACACAUCAACGGACUCACACAGGGGAAAAACCAUUUAAAUGUAUGGAGUGCGGAAAGAGCUUCAGUAGGAAUGGAGACCUUAGAAGACAUCAACGGACUCACACGGAUGAAAAACCUUUUAAAUGCAUGGAGUGCGGAAAGAGCUUCAGACAGAGUGGACACCUCAAUAUUCAUCUACAAACUCACACAGGGGAGAAACCAUUUAAAUGUAUGGAGUGCGGAAAGAGCUUCAGUAAGAAUGGACACCUUAGAAAACAUCAACGGACUGACACGGGUGAAAAACCUUUUAAAUGCAUGGAGUGUGGAAAGAGCUUUAAUUUCAAUGCAUCCCUUAGAACACAUCAACGGACUCACACAGGGGAGAAACCAUUUAAAUGUAUGGAGUGCGGAAAGAGCUUCAGUCAGAGUGGACAUCUAAAUAUUCAUCAACGGACUCACACUGGUGAAAAAACUUUUAAAUGCAUGGAGUGCGGAAAGAGCUUCAGUUUCAAUGGAGACCUUAGAACACAUCAACGGACUCACACAGGGGAGAAACCAUUUAAAUGUAUGGAGUGUGGAAAGAGCUUCAGUCAGAGUGGACACCUCAAUAUUCAUCUACAAACUCACACAGGGGAGAAACCAUUUAAAUGUAUGGAGUGCGGAAAGAGCUUCAGUCAGAGUGGACACCUCAAUAUUCAUCUACAAACUCACACAGGGGAGAAACCAUUUAAAGGUAUGGAGUGCGGAAAGACCUUCAGUAAGAAUGGAGACCUUAGAAGACAUCAACGGACUCACACGGGUGAAAAACCUUUUAAAUGCAUGGAGUGUGGAAAGAGCUUUAAUUUCAAUGCAUCCCUUAGAACACAUCAACGGACUCACACAGGGGAGAAAUGA